This is a messenger RNA of Myripristis murdjan (pinecone soldierfish), 3357 nucleotides long. It is a transcript of the gene erlin2, whose product is annotated as ER lipid raft associated 2. NCBI's taxonomy places the organism in Eukaryota, Metazoa, Chordata, Actinopteri, Holocentriformes, Holocentridae. Gene Ontology annotation, molecular function: cholesterol binding; ubiquitin protein ligase binding. Bases 57 to 1055 code for a protein of 332 amino acids. Gene Ontology annotation, biological process: SREBP signaling pathway. Gene Ontology annotation, cellular component: endoplasmic reticulum membrane; endoplasmic reticulum. The record is from RefSeq and is a predicted model, not a curated record. The transcript is spliced from 12 exons.
UAAAACAGGAAGUAGGUAGAGUGUUGUGCUCAUUCCGGUGGAGGACAGGCUACAGGAUGGCACAGUGGGGUGCCAUAUUCUCAAUAAUUGCAGCCAUUGGAGGAGCAGCGCUCCUUGCUGCUGUGCACAAGAUUGAUGAAGGACACACUGGAGUUUAUUACAGGGGAGGAGCUCUCUUGACCAGCACAAGUGGCCCGGGCUUCCAUCUUAUGCUUCCCUUCAUCACCACCUACAAAGCUGUUCAGACCACUCUGCAGACAGAUGAGGUGAAGAAUGUACCAUGUGGCACAAGUGGAGGGGUGAUGAUUUACUUUGACCGCAUCGAAGUGGUGAACUACCUCAUUCCCUCAGCAGUGUAUGACAUAGUGAGGAACUUCACGGCAGACUACGACAAGGCACUGAUCUUUAACAAGGUUCACCAUGAGCUCAACCAGUUCUGCAGCGUGCACUCUCUACAGGAAGUCUACAUCGGCUUGUUUGACCAAAUCGAUGAAAACCUGAAGCUGACGUUACAGGAGGAUCUAACGUCCAUGGCCCCUGGUCUCAUCAUACAGGCGGUCCGAGUCACAAAACCCAACAUUCCAGAGAGCAUUCGCAGGAACUACGAGCUCAUGGAGAGCGAGAAGACCAAGCUGCUGAUUUCUCAACAGACACAGAAAGUUGUGGAGAAGGAGGCAGAGACAGAGAGGAUAAAAGCUGUGAUCGAGGCGGAGAAGGUGGCCCAAGUGGCUGAGAUCAAGUAUGGACAGAAGGUCAUGGAGAAGGAAACAGAAAAAAAGAUAUCUGAAAUUGAAGAUGAUGCUUUCCUAGCCAGGCAGAAAGCCAAAGCAGACGCAGAGUUCUACACAGCGCAAAGAGCAGCUGAGGCCAAUAAGCUGAAGUUAACACCAGAAUACCUGCAGCUCAUGAAGUACCAAGCUAUUGCAGCCAACAGCAAAAUCUACUUUGGGAAUGACAUCCCUCAGAUGUUUGUGGACUCUGGGCCUGCAGGUGCCUCAAGCAAGCCCAGUGCAGCUAUGGACAUUGUGGGUGAGCAGAUCCUGGACAUUGAUUAGGGAGGAAGGGUGUGGUGACCAACAGGACCACCCUGGGGUGGAGGACCAGCAGCUGGAGAGAAGGAGCCUGGCUCUGUCCAGGAGAAGCUCCUGCAGGUUGGCUGACAGACUCUCCCUCUGACCCAGUGAAGCUCCGGUCCCUCUGCUGAGCAGAACAACGAUACAAGGCAAAAUCCAGAGGUGAUGAGUGUCACGUGUGGUAGCUGUUGGUACAAAUAUUGUCAAAAAUAUUUUCACUCCAUUUCAUCUUUGGCGUUUUCUAAAGUUUCUUUCUUGCACAGCUGACGUGGUGAAUUUUAACUUAUGCAGCUGUGUGACAUAAUAGUUCACUGUAUGUAUGUAGCACUUUGUUUUCCCCCAAAGAGCCAUACUAUUUUUGCACAGCUGUGCACAAAAUGCUGUUAGGACUGAGUUGAGCAACAAUUUGUUUUUAACUGUCAGUGUCUGCUUUGCAUACAGAUUUUUUUUGUGAAAAAUGUGCCCUCCAUUAAGAGAAAUGUUUUUUUCUUACCAGUUUCCAUGACAAAACAGCCCUCACUUUUUGACAGGUUGCAGCUAAUUGUUGUAAAUUUUGUUGGUAACUUCCUAAGUUGUAUCCUGCUGUAGUGUUUGUUGAUCAGUGUCCUGGAUACUUAUUCUGAGAGUUCAGGGAAAGAAUAAUCAACUCUGCUCUGCCAGAACUGGAGAGAUUGGUUAGAUGAAGACUUUUUAGCAAGCCAUAUGUUUGACAUUUAAAAUGUUAGUCAUUUUUCUUUACCACAUUUUUUGAGGAAAAACAUUUCUCAAUUUGUCCCUCAGUCAAGUCAAACUGGUUGAUUACCAGAGAUAGUAUUCUACAUUAAAUCAAGUAAAAUGGCUUCCCACAAGCACCCAGCCCACUGUGCCCCUUUUUCUGCAAGGAUUGUAAACAUGCCAUAAUGGGUUAACAACGUUGGCAGUAUCAAACGCUUUAUGAUCAGGUAAUUGCUUUGACGUAUGUCCUGAAGUGCAGCUCAGUUGAAGGUUUUGACCCAUAAAGAGCAGUGCAACAAACACUUGUUGGCAGCUCAAAAAAUGUGUUGUAGUACUGAUUUUCUCCCUUUAAGGACAAAUGCAGGAGCUGUUUACCCAAAGUUCCUGUUGUUGAGAACUGAAUGUCUUCAUGUUGUAGGAACUGCACUAAGCAGACUGAGUGACGGUAGGAAAGUUUUUUGGAGAGCGCCUUUGUUUUGUACCUCCACAGAGGAGCUCACUGUAGAUGUAUCGAACAAUUCAUGUAUGUGAGCACUGUCUGUAAACUUGAAGUAGUUAACUAUUCAUUGUAAGUUGGUUUCUAUAGCUGUCUUGUCUGGUACCAAGACCCCAAAUCCCUAAGUGUUUUUAUACACUUUGUUCAUUUGUUUGUUUUUCUAUCUGUGCUUGAUGUUGAAGUCACUUCUUUGCUAAGUAUCUGAUGACAUGUGAUUAAUUUGCUGGUCAUUGUGGGAUUGUUUGGCUAACAUCUGCUAGGUCAGGAAAAAGGAAUGCUGUGUGUUACCACAAAACGGCACAUAACGCAUAUGACAGUGGACCAAACCUUAAUCUCUUUUCCAAAGAGCUUCUGUGUGCUGUGAACAGACCGAUUCAUUGUCUGGAAUUCUGGACUGAACUACUUAAUUUCUAGUGAAACUGAUCAUUCUCCUAUCGGACCAAACUGAUAACAAGCAUUAAUUGUGGGAGGGGAGGGAGGCAUGCCAGCUCUUGAUCAACCAAAUCAUGUUUUCUUUUGCUUUCAUUUACUGUUUGUGUGUUUUUGCCCCUGACAUUUCCCCACAGUCUGUAGUUGUUUUCCUUAACCACAUGCACUUGCCACCGUGGAGAGGAACAUUUCUACCGUGUUCAGUGGCUUGUUUCCAUUUGUAGCUUUCAUCAUUGUAGCUAAACGACACGGCUAGCUGCAAGUUGCAGCUCACUUUGUCCCAUGGCUUCAGUGAGAAAUGUUAAAAGCCGUCCCGGGUAAGCAAAAGGACAAACAUAGAAACUUUUUCCAUCAAGGGUAUUGAAUCGAUCAAUUGCACUUGAGAGUAUUCUAUUAAAACUUUAAUUUAUGUAGGGCAAAUAUUGUUUAUGUGUUCAUGGAACUGUUCUCUUCCUCAUACUGGCUGGUUCUGGCUAAGAUUGUUUUAGCCUGCAAACUGACUCCAUUUUUGUAUUGAUUAGAAUUGCUCAGGUUGAUUUAAGAAUGAAGGUGACUUGAAAGGCAACUGUUUUUUGCACUCAUUUCAAUUGUGAAUGUGCAAUCAAGAUAUUAUUUGGCAAUAAAGUGGAUUAUUCUUGGAUGAAA